AUGGUGCAUAUUAUUGAGAAUCCACCAAUUCCACUUGCCACGCCAAUUUACGAGGGAAUGAAAGCACAUUCCUCUGUUGAAAUUCAUGGAGAUGUAUUCCAAGGACCACAAGGUGGUUUCACUGUCGAAUUCCCGACAAAAAAUGGAGUUGCUCUUCACAUUUCUGUUCGAAUGGGUUCUUAUGGACAGAAUGUGAUCGUAUUCAAUCAUCUUGCGAGAGGAAGAUGGCAUCGUGAGGAGCAUCAUCACAAUAAUAUUGUAUUCGGACGUCCAUUUUGUAUGAAAAUUCACAAUGAGCAUCAUAAAUAUUCGGUCCAUGUGGAUGGUCAUCACAUCGGUCACUAUCAUCAUCACAAGUGUCCAAAGAAGAUCGUUGCUUUGACUGUUCGUGGAGAUAUUCGCGUUGGAAAGAUUCAUUUUGAGAACUUCAAACAUCACAAUGGAGGAGGAACAGAAGUAGUGAUGCCAGUGGCUGUUACCCCAACUCCAGUCGUUGUUGCACAAGCUCCACCACCAAUUAUGGUUCCACCUCCACAAAUGGUUGUACAGCCAAUGAUGCAGCCGAUGAUGCAGCCAAUGGUACAACCAAUGUAUCCAAAUAUUCAGCCAAUUGUCUAUCCAACUGCAACACCUGUUAUUUACACACAACCUGAAGUUAUUUACAUGGAUGGAUAUCAUCAUCAUCAUCGUCAUCAUUGUUAA
Messenger RNA from Caenorhabditis remanei, 702 nucleotides. RefSeq lists its product as uncharacterized. The record is from RefSeq and is a predicted model, not a curated record. Lineage: Eukaryota; Metazoa; Nematoda; Chromadorea; Rhabditida; Rhabditidae. The transcript is spliced from 5 exons. Gene Ontology annotation, molecular function: galactoside binding; carbohydrate binding. The coding region runs from base 1 to 702 and encodes 233 amino acids.